Messenger RNA from Porites lobata, 2436 nucleotides. The record is from the annotation of a GenBank genome assembly. Lineage: Eukaryota; Metazoa; Cnidaria; Anthozoa; Scleractinia; Poritidae.
AUGGAACCAAGAUCUAGAGAAACUACUCCUACAAAAGAGGAUUUGGAAUUUAUAGUUGAUGAUGGUUAUAGACAUGAUGUGGAUCCAGAUUAUGUUCCAGAUGAAAAAUAUCUUGUUAGUGGAAAAGAGUUUAAAAAGUUAAGACAAAAUGCUAAAAAACUUGGUGCUGAAUCGCUUGAUUAUUCAAAACGAAAAAAUAACAAAUACAUGGUUACACUUUCAAGUGGAGAAAAAGUUCAUUUUGGAUCGUCAAAAUAUGCGGAUUAUCUUACUCAUAAAGACAAAGAAAGAAGAGAUAAAUAUCUUGCUAGAGCUACCAAAAUUAAGAAUAAACAGGGGGGGUUAACUCAUACAAACCCAGAAUCUGCUAACUUUUGGUCAGUUAAUUUACUUUGGCCUAAAAAAAUGAUUUUAAAAAAGUGUUGUGAUAAAUGAAGAAUGGAAUUGUUUGAAGUUUCAGUACCAAGUGAAAUUUUAUCAGAAAUCCCAGAUAAAUGUUUUUCAUAUUAUUUUAAUAAUCUUUCGUCUUAUUUUAAUGAUAAUAGAAAAUUAAAAAGUAGAUUAAAACUUUUUCAUAUAAAUCUUAAAGUAAAUGCUUUCAUAAGAAGUGAGUUAUACAAAAAGCUUUUUUGUUCUGAUAAACAGUUAUCAACUUCUGAAAAAAUAAAUUGUUCUAGGGCGCUUUACAGAGAAAAUUUAAGACGUAAACGUUUCAUUCAUGAAUUUUAUAGAGAUGAAAUUGAUAAAUAUUCAAAAGUAAAUAAUGAGUUUAUUGAAUGGAUAGAGAAAGAAAUAGAUGAAGUGGAAAAGUUUGAUACUUGUCCAGAGGAAGAAACAGAAAGUUAAGUAAAUGUAAACUUAAAAAAUAAUAUAUUUAAUAAAAUAAAAUGAGUUCAAAUGAUUGUAAAAAUGAAAUUACUCUUACAAGUAGAUAUUAUCUUGAUUCUGAUGAUAAAUUUAAAAGUUUAGAAGAAGCAAUAAGAGAAGUAUCUUAUAAUAUGUUUUAUUUAGAAGAAGCAGUAAAAGAAAUCCAAGAAAAAAUAAAUUUAUUAGUAACCCAAAAGAAAAAUGUAGCUUUAAAAUAAAAAGAUUUUUAAAAAAUGAACCGCAAAAAAAUUUUAAAUGGCGGAAAGAAGUUUUAUAUUCAUCCUAAUUUUACUAAUUAUGCCGCUUCAAAAGACGGUGAAAUUUUAAAUGUAAAAACUGGAAGAAUUUUAAAAAAAAUUUUGACUGUUAAUGGUUACCUUACUUUUAAAAUCUUUGAUAAAAAAUUAAUCAAAACAAAAACUUACUAUAUACAUAGGUUUGAAUGGGAAUGUGUUAAAGGUGAUAUUCCAGAAGGAUUUGUUAUUGAUCAUAUUGAUUCUGUUAAAACAAAUAAUAAAAUAGAAAAUUUACAAUUACUAACUUUAGAAGAAAAUGUUAGAAAAGGAAAUAAUAAACCAAUAAAAUCAUUUAAUAUUAAAAAUAACAAACAAAAAAAAUAUGAAAGUAUUACUUCUGCUUCACUCGAAUUAGAUAUUUCCUUUUCAAUUAUUUCUAAUAUUUGUAGAAAAGUAAAUUAUUAUAAAACAGUGAUUUCCAAAAAAGAUGGUGAUAGAUACACAUUUGAAUUUUUAGAAAAAAAUAUUUAAAGAUUAAAUUUUUAUAAUCAAAAUGCAGUUGUCCAGCUACGAAAAUCUUACCCAAGACAAUAUUAUCUUUAAAGAAGCCAAAGAAUUUAAAGUCCAAGAUAGCAAAAUUAAAUACAAGCGUAUCCCAAUUGAAAUCAAAUAUUCGAAUGGAAAGAAAGGACCGCUUGUAAUCGAAACCCCAUUUCUUUUUAGCUUUGGUGUUAGUGAAAAGAAAAAUCAAGAAACAAAAAAGUUUGUAGGUUAUAGUAUUCCAGUAUGUCUUUGGGCUAAAGAUAGCGAACCAAAUAACAAAGAAAAAGCAUUUUUGGAUGUUAUUAAUAACUUAACAUCUCUUUCUCAACAAUAUUUAGAGAAUGAAUAUGGACCAGAUUUAGCUUCGUCUCUUACUUCACCUUUAUAUUACAAACAGGAAGAAUACACCGAUAAAAAAGGAAAGAAGAAAACAAGAAUUGAUCCCUCAUCUGCUCCGGUUUUUUAUGCGAAACUUAUUUACUCAGAAAAAUCAAAGAAAAUUUUAUCUUUGUUUAAGGGAAAGGGAGGUAAAGAUUUAAAUCCUUUUAAAUAUACUGAUCAGUAUUGUAAUGUUAAAUUGGCUCUGAUAAUUGAAGGAAUCUUCAUAAGUAAAACUGUGACAUCUUUACAAAUAAAAGUACAUGAGUGCUAUGUCAAACCACUAAAACCUAGAGAGUCUUUACUAUCAAUUGAAGAGGAAGAUGAAGAUGAAGAGCAAAGUGAUAACGAAGAAAUAACUGAUCAAGUGGUCGAAGAGUUAGUUAUUUCUGAUGAAGAAGAAAACGAGUAA